CCCACACCCACCGACCCACCGCCCCCAAGAACCCCUUAUCUUCUCCCCCGGAUUGGGAUCGCGGUCCGUCCGUCCGUCCAACCCGAGAUAAGACCACCCCCAAACCCUCCCGUCCACCCCACCCAAUGCCUUUGUUCGUCUGAUGAACGAACUGGUAGUGCGCAUUGAGGACGGGGAGAAGAUUUAGGGCAGAGUUUUGGGUCAGUCGAAAAACAGUUUCUUUGAGUCGAGAAGAUUUAUAGAGUGGUGGGUUAAUUAAUCUGUGGUUUUUCGCGAGCAGUACCAUUAUUUUGGGUGGGAGCUGUUGCUGUGCCAUGGAUCUGCCUGCCCCACCAACCAGUCAACCCAGAACUUUAUCCUCCAUUAUCCUAAGCCGCCGCCGUGCCGACGCGGGGGCGAGAAUAAACAAGACCGCGAGCCAGCGACUCCUCUCGCCUCCACCACUCCCUCGCCACCACUCGCUGCUUCGCCUCCGCCCCGCCGUCGCGAGAUCCAGCGCCGUCUCCGCGCCGCCGCUGGUGCCGCCCAUGACGACGCCGGCACCCAACCCCACCAUCCGGAGGCUCGACGUCGCCUCGCCGGUGCCCGCCGACAUCGACAUCGCCAACGCCGUCGAGCCGCUCCACAUCGCCGACAUCGCCGCCGAGCUAGGCGUCCCGCCCGAGCACUACGAUCUCUACGGCAAGUACAAGGCCAAGGUGCUCCUGUCCGUUCUUGACAAGCUGCAGGGGCAGCAGGACGGGUACUACGUGGUCGUCGGCGGCAUCACGCCGACGCCGCUCGGGGAGGGCAAGUCAACCACUACCGUCGGCCUGUGCCAGGCGCUGGGGGCGUUCCUUGAUAAGAAGGUUGUCACUUGCGUCCGUCAACCAUCACAAGGGCCCACCUUCGGAAUCAAGGGGGGUGCUGCUGGAGGUGGCUACAGUCAAGUUAUACCCAUGGAUGAGUUCAAUCUCCAUAUGACUGGAGAUAUCCAUGCGAUUACAGCUGCAAACAAUCUUCUUGCUGCUGCCAUUGACACAAGGAUUUUCCAUGAAGCUUCUCAAUCAGACAAAGCUCUGUUCAAUAGAUUGUGUCCAGCAAACAAAGAAGGGAAGAGGCGCUUUGCUGAUGUAAUGCUCCGACGCCUGAUAAAGCUUGGCAUCUCAAAGACAGACCCCGAUGAGCUAACACCGGAAGAAGUGAGGCGUUUUGCAAGGCUUGAUAUUGACCCUGCAUCCAUUACUUGGAGACGGGUCAUGGAUGUUAAUGAUCGCUUCCUGAGGAAAAUCACCGUUGGGCAAGGCCCUGAAGAAAAAGGCAUGGUGAGAGAAACAGGCUUUGACAUAUCUGUGGCAAGUGAGAUAAUGGCUGUAUUAGCUCUUACAACUUCCCUUCCUGACAUGAGGGAAAGACUUGGAAGAAUGGUGAUAGGCAACAGCAAGGCAGGUGAGCCGGUUACAGCUGAUGAUCUUGGUCUUGGAGGUGCCUUGACUGUCCUAAUGAAAGAUGCUAUUCAUCCCACCCUUAUGCAAACUCUUGAAGGAACUCCUGUUUUAGUGCAUGCUGGACCUUUUGCUAACAUUGCACAUGGGAACUCUUCCAUAGUUGCUGAUAAGAUUGCUUUGAAGUUGGUUGGGAAGGGUGGUUUUGUUGUUACAGAAGCUGGUUUUGGUGCUGAUAUUGGGACUGAGAAAUUCAUGGACAUAAAGUGUAGGUAUAGUGGAUUGACACCUCAGUGUGCUAUUAUUGUGGCCACAAUUAGGGCUCUUAAAAUGCAUGGAGGAGGCCCAGAUGUUGUGGCUGGGAAGCCUUUAGAUCAUGCAUAUGUCAGUGAAAAUGUGGCUCUUGUUGAAGCUGGAUGUGUUAAUCUUGCUAAGCACAUCUCAAACACAAAGGGUUAUGGAGUGAAUGUUGUAGUAGCAAUCAACAAAUUUGCAACAGACACAGACGCUGAAAUGGAAGUUGUGAAAAAGGCGGCUAUGGCAGCUGGGGCUUUCGAUGCUGUCGUCUGCUCCCACCAUGCACACGGUGGUAAAGGAGCGGUUGAUCUUGGAGUCGCUGUUCAAAGAGCAUGUGAAAGCCAGGCAGAGCCCCUGAAGUUUUUAUAUCCUUUAGAUUCUAGCAUAAAGGAGAAGAUUGAGUCAAUAGCUAAGUUCUAUGGUGCUAGUGGUGUUGAAUACUCUGAACAGGCCGAAAAGCAAAUUGAGAUGUACACCAAGCAAGGCUUCUCCAACCUCCCGAUAUGCAUGGCGAAGACUCAGUACUCCUUUUCUCAUGUUCCAUCCAUGAAGGGCGCGCCGUCAGGCUUCGUGCUGCCGAUAAGAGACGUGCGGGCCAGCAUCGGAGCCGGUUUCAUCUACCCGCUCGUCGGGACCAUGAGCACAAUGCCUGGUCUCCCUACAAGGCCCUGCUUCUAUGAAAUCGACAUCGACACGGCCACCGGCAAAGUAAUGGGUCUGUCAUGAGCUUCGCUGGGCACCGUUUCUAGGCUGGUGGUCCUGUGCUGUUGCGCAAUUGAAUCGACAGUGUGCAGUUUCAAUUUUGGGGACAUUUCCUGAAGCAGAAUAAACGAAUAAUGGCCGCAUCGGGUGGCUUGGUGCGAUUGUGGGGGGUAGUACAUUUCAGUUACCUGAUGGAUGUAGAUUUGGUCGAACCAUAGCGUCUGUCUGUACUCUGUUGGUGUUCCUUAUGUUUUGAUGUUCAGCUUUAUGGGCGUGCUU
Molecule: messenger RNA, 2702 nt
Organism: Triticum dicoccoides
Lineage: Eukaryota; Viridiplantae; Streptophyta; Magnoliopsida; Poales; Poaceae
Product: formate--tetrahydrofolate ligase
Exons: 5
Coding region: 315-2447 (710 amino acids)
Molecular function (GO): formate-tetrahydrofolate ligase activity; ATP binding
Source: RefSeq, a predicted model, not a curated record